This is a messenger RNA of Phragmites australis (common reed), 3236 nucleotides long. RefSeq names its product rho GTPase-activating protein 7-like. Bases 397 to 2964 code for a protein of 855 amino acids. The record is from RefSeq and is a predicted model, not a curated record. The transcript is spliced from 22 exons. Gene Ontology annotation, biological process: signal transduction. NCBI's taxonomy places the organism in Eukaryota, Viridiplantae, Streptophyta, Magnoliopsida, Poales, Poaceae.
GAGCCGAAAGGUGAAGCGCUGCCGGGACGCUUUGAUUGCCGCAGCGGCAGCGUGCGCCCCUCCUCGCGUAAUCAAUCACCUGUCGCUUACGCUCUCGGAGUCGGAGCAGAGCGGCACCCACGCCCACCACCUCCGCGGCUCCACUCCACGGGCGGGCCAAAAACCCGAGGCCCCAGAUCCUAACCACCGCGGCCUAAUCCUCCCGCUCCCACCCUUCCACCGCACGCGCGCCAGAUCGAUCGGUGGCGCCGGGCGGCGGCGCCCGCGCGCGGAUCCAAAUGCGGCUGCUGCUCAUGCGGUAGCUCCGGCUCCGGCUCCGGCUGAGGCUGCGUUUGAGGCGCUGCCUGCUGGCUGGCUGGCUGAUGCGGACGAUCUGAGGAGGAAGAGGGAGAGGUGAUGGCGGCGGGGUCGGCCGAGCGGCAGGCGCGUGGCGGCCCGGUAUUUAAGAGUGGUCCUCUCUUCAUAUCAUCCAAAGGAAUUGGAUGGAAAUCGUGGAAAAAGCGUUGGUUCAUCCUCACGCGAACAUCACUAGUAUUCUUCAAGAGUGAUCCUAGUACAUUGCCGCAGAGAAGUGAUGAAGUGAACCUUACUUUGGGGGGCAUUGACCUGAAUAAUUCUGGGAGUGUAGUAGUCAGGGAGGACAAAAAGCUGCUUACUGUCCUUUUUCCAGAUGCCCAUGACGGCCGUGCUUUCACCUUGAAGGCUGAAACUUCUGAAGAUUUAUUAGAGUGGAAAACAGCACUGGAAGAAGCUCUUGCACAAGCUCCAAAUGCAGCUCUUGUGAUGGGGCAUAAUGGAAUAUUUCGUAAUGACACAACAGAUGUAUAUGAAGGGGCUAUUCCGAAUUGGAGAGAGAAGAGACCUAUCCAAUCGCUAGUUGUUGGCAGGCCAAUACUUCUUGCACUGGAAGAUAUUGAUGGCAGUCCUUCUUUUCUAGAAAAAGCUUUGCGUUUCCUUGAGAAACAUGGGAUAAAGGUGGAAGGAAUUUUGCGUCAGGCUGCAGAUGUGGAUGAGGUUGACAGGAGAUUGCAAGAAUAUGAGCAAGGAAAGACAGAGUUUGCACCCGAAGAGGAUGCUCAUGUUGUUGGUGACUGUGUAAAGCGUGUUCUCCGUGAGCUGCCAUCUUCUCCAGUUCCUGCUUCCUGCUGCACAGCAUUACUGGAAGCUUUCCGUCUGGAAAUUAAGGAAUCUCGGAUAAAUUCUAUGCGUGCAGCAAUAUCUGAAACAUUUCCUGAGCCUAAUAGGCUGCUGCUGCAGAGAAUUUUGAGAAUGAUGCAUACUAUUGCUUCUCAUACUGCUGAGAAUCGAAUGACUCCAUCAGCAGUUGCUGCUUGUAUGGCUCCUCUCUUGUUACGUCCCCUUCUGGCUGGUGAAUGUGAGAUGGAAGAUGACUUCGACAUGAAUGGUGACACUUCUGCUCAGCUUAUUGCUGCUGCAAAUGCUGCUAACAGCGCUCAAGGCAUUGUCACUACUCUAUUAGAGGAAUAUGAGACUAUAUUUGAUGAUGAACACCCAAGAUGCUCCUUAUCACCUGAUUCUCAAACCAGAGAUAGUGGAAGUGAAGAAUCAACAGAUGAUGAAACCGUGGAUGUCAAGGAUAAUGGGUUCCAUGAUGCAGAAAAUGAUAUUGAUCAGGAAUUAGAUGAUGCCGAGCGUAUAUUGAGUGGAAAAUUGAGUGAAAGCAGUGCAUGUGCUGGUGGUGACCUAUAUGACUACAAGGUAGUUCAUGGCGAUGAUUCAGAUGCUGAACCCUCUGUUGCGGAUAAGGCUUUGGAAGCAAAGACAGAUUUAAAUGAUGCUCUGCUAAGUCAUUUAACUGAAAAUGGCUCAAUGAGUGUCCAGCAAUCAACGAAUGAAAAGGAUCCAUCAAAUCUGGUGUCCAGUCAUGAAACUCCAUUCUUGAUGGGAGAGAUUCUUUCAUCUUUGGAUGCAGGAAUUUCAUUGCUUGGUCCUGGAGCUGAAUAUUCUGUGGACAGACAGUCCAGCAAACCCAAUGGAACUAAGCAGCAUGCGAAGCGUUCUAACUUUUGGGGACGGAAUAAUGCAAGAAAAAGCCAACAUUCGUCAGAGUUAGUUGAUUCGUCAGGUGAAGAAGAGCUUGCUAUCCAAAGACUUGAGGUCACAAAGAAUGAUCUACAGAUCAGGAUUGCAAAGGAGGCUAGAGGUAAUGCAAUCCUACAUGCAAGUUUGGAAAGAAGAAAACAAGCGCUACAUGAGCGUCGUGUGGCUCUGGAACAGGAUGUGUCAAGGUUGCAAGAGCAGCUACAGGCUGAAAGGGAUCUUAGAACUGCACUGGAAGUUGGACUAAGCAUGUCUUCUCCACAAUUUUCUAGUUCAUGCUCUAUGGAUUCAAAGACGAAGGCGGAACUUGAAGAGAUUGCUCUUGCGGAAGCUGAUGUUGCAAGACUAAAACAGAAGGUUGCAGAGCUACAUCUCCAACUCAAUCAACAGCGCCAGCACCAAUACAGCUCAUUCAUAGAUGCAAAUGAUCGUUCUCAACACCUUCCAAGUCAUCUCUCGCAGAACUUUGUCCAACCGGGAUUUGAUAUGAAUGUUGCAAUCUGUAAUCAAGAGAAGCAGAGAAAUGAGGGGAGCUUAGCAGGUGCAUCACACUGGAGAAGCCUAAAGCAGCAUGUGCUAACGCAUGGUUCUUCGAGGCAGUCCUCCCGCAAGCAAUCCUUGGACGCCUCUUUGGGUGAUUCGAGGGAGGCAUCAACAAGCAUGCCAGUGGAGACCGUUUCGAUGUCCGUGAACAUCCCUAGAGCAACCGAGCAGGGUUCAGAAUAUGGGAGGCAACAGUCCGUGCCAUCGUCCACCCUGGUUGAACUGACAACCCGACUAGAUUUCUUCAAAGAACGGAGGUCACAAUUGAUGGAGCAACUCCACGGCCUCGAUUUAGGGCAUGGAUCUGCAUCCCAUGGUUCCCCUUACAAGUCUUCGUCUCCCUGGAACAGUCCAAGGUAGGGGGAGGUUGUUCAGUUGUUGCAAUCCCACGUCUGUAUAUUCCCGGUACAUAAUCUUUUUCCCUUGUCUUCUGUAGAAGCCGCUAGUGAGAAUGUAUGUCCCUUUCCCUCUCCAUCCUUCAAUUGUUUUGCUGUUGCAUGCAGCAGCAUUUUUCGAGUGUGAUUUUUGUUAUGCUUUUGUAAUCUAUUAUUCUAUUGUAUGUAAUGAGUUAAGGGGAUUACUGACACUUGUCUUCCAAGUAUCUUUGCAAUAUAAAUGUGUUUUUUCGGGGC